This is a messenger RNA of Hevea brasiliensis (rubber tree), 1949 nucleotides long. RefSeq lists its product as uncharacterized. Lineage: Eukaryota; Viridiplantae; Streptophyta; Magnoliopsida; Malpighiales; Euphorbiaceae. Gene Ontology annotation, molecular function: RNA binding. The transcript has 6 exons. The record is from RefSeq and is a predicted model, not a curated record. Bases 131 to 1771 code for a protein of 546 amino acids.
UAAUUUUUUCGAUGUCUAUAUUACUCACGUUGCAGGACAUAAAUUCCGUUCAAGUGAGCCGACCUUCUUGUUUUUAAAUCAUCCGCGUUGCUUUCCCUCUCCUCUCAAUCCCUUUUCUCCAACAAACGACAUGGGCAAAAAGAAACCCAAGGAACUAGACGCAGCCUGCGUUUCGCAAAACGACACCGUUCCUGCUUCCUCUGACAUUUUCAAGAGCCUUUUCGGCGAUGUUGAGCAAAACGAAGCCGCUUCCUCCAUCUUCUCCGAUAGGAAUCCGUUCAAGAGAAAACCCCAAGAGUCGAGCUCUGGAUUAGGUAAUGUCAAAUUCAAUGAAAGCCCUAAACUUAGUGAUACUAAAGAUUCCAAUCUUGAUUUGGUGAAGAGAAGGCGAAACGAAGAGAAAAAGCACAAUCUUGAUGAAGUUUCAAUUGAAGGAGAAGCCAUAGGGACUCCUUUGGUUGCCAGGAAAAUGAAGAAACUAAAAAUCCAAAACUCUGGUUUCAUUUCUGAGGUGUCAGAAGGAAACCCCAAUAUGGGUUCUGGUUCUCGUCCAGAAAACGGGAACAAAAACUCUAGCUUGGUGGUUGAGCCAAAAGCAGAGAUAACCCAUAAUGAGAAGAGCAACAAGCGAAAGAAGAGAAAGAGAGAUGAGUUGGAGAGAGAGUACGAGACCCAAAAGUAUGGCCCGAAGCCCGAAGAUGAUGCAAAUGUAGUUAUUGUUGGAGAGAAGAGGAAAAAGGUGGAUAAUGAAGCGGAUUUGUUAGUUUCAAAGGAUGGAGAGGAAUUUGAUGAUGAGAGUAAGCUCUUGAGGACGGUGUUUGUGGGUAACUUGCCUCUGAAGACGAAGAAGAAGGCGCUAAUGAAGGAGUUUGGCCAGUAUGGGGACAUUGAGUCUGUGAGGAUCCGGUCUGUACCCAUUGUAGAUACCAAGAUACCGAAAAAGGGGGCCAUUAUACUGAACAAAAUCAAUGAUUCUGCUGACAGUGUCCAUGCUUACGUUGUUUUCAAAGCACAGGAAUCUGCAGAGGCUUCUCUGGCCCAUAAUAUGGCUUUGGUUGGAGGACAUCACAUUCGUGUUGACAGGGCAUGCCCACCUCGUAAGAAAUUAAAGGGUGAGGAUGCUCUGCUUUAUGAUAACAAAAGGACCCUUUUUGUGGGUAACCUCCCAUUUGAUGUGAAGGAUGAAGAAAUUUAUCGGCUUUUUUCUGAUAUCAAAGAUCUUGAGUCUAGUAUUGAAGCUGUUCGGGUUGUUAGGCAUCCUCAUAUUGGUCUGGGGAAAGGUAUCGCAUAUGUAUUGUUUAAAACAAGGGAAGCAGCAAAUUUGGCAUUGAAGAAAAGAAACUUGAAGAUUCGAAAUCGAGAGUUGAGGCUCUCUCAUGCCAGACAAGAUAGUACACCAUCUAAGAGAAAGAAGUCUUUCACUGCUGACUUACCAACCAAGAGAUUGGCAGUCGAUUUGAGGACUCCUGACAGAAACAGUGGAUCAAAUACAAAGGAUUCUUCCAUUUCCUACCAGGGUUUUCGUGCUAGCAAAUCUGGCGUUCAAAAGAAAUUGAACAAUCCAAAACGCAAUCGAGCCCUAAGGAUGAAAUCCAAGAAUCAGCAAGGAGAGAAGAGCAAGGAAAAAAGACCAGCUGUUGCAGCAAGAAAGGCAAAAGCAAAAGCACGUCAAGAUAGUGGCACUGCAAAACAAGCAGGUCAAAAGCGCAAGCUGGAUAGCCGGACUCCACAAAGUUUCAACGCGAAGAAGAAAGCCAGAAAAUUUAGGUAGUAACACAAGAAAUGCUUCGUAGUCAUGCGUUACUCAUCUUCUUUACAUUUAUGUUGGUUUGCUUAUUUAGUGUAUUUCGUGUGAAAGUGAAAUCAUAUGAUAUAUUUAUGUUUUUAAAAUAUUAUUAUUUUAAAUGUUCUUUGAAGUAAGUUGAAAGGAAUAUUUUCUUAUUUUUUUA